Molecule: messenger RNA, 2952 nt
Organism: Orycteropus afer afer
Lineage: Eukaryota; Metazoa; Chordata; Mammalia; Tubulidentata; Orycteropodidae
Gene: RECQL5
Product: RecQ like helicase 5
Biological process (GO): double-strand break repair via homologous recombination
Cellular component (GO): cytoplasm; chromosome
Molecular function (GO): 3'-5' DNA helicase activity; ATP binding; nucleic acid binding
Source: RefSeq, a predicted model, not a curated record
UUUUGUGGCAAUCAUGAUCAUCACAUUUGCCUUAACUUUUGGCCACUGUCUCUCACCAAGAUGAGCACCCACCCUUCCUCCUUUACCUUGGGCCCCGAACGGCGAGUCCGGAGCACGUUGAAGAAGGUCUUUGGGUUUGACUCUUUUAAGACACCUUUACAGGAGAGUGCGACCAUGGCUGUAGUGAAAGGUGACAAGGAUGUCUUUGUGUGCAUGCCCACAGGGGCAGGAAAGUCCCUCUGCUAUCAGCUCCCUGCCUUAUUGGCCAAAGGCAUCACCAUCGUCAUUUCUCCUCUCAUUGCUCUGAUUCAGGACCAGGUGGACCACUUGCUGGCCCUGAAGGUCCCUGUGGGCUCCCUGAACUCAAAACUCUCGGCGCAGGAGAAGAAGGAGCUGCUCUCUGACCUGGAACAAGAAAAGCCCCAGACCAGACUUCUGUACAUCACCCCUGAGAUGGCCGCGUCCUCCUCCUUCCAGCCCACCCUCAACUCCCUCCUUUCCCGCCACCUGCUCUCCUACUUGGUAGUGGAUGAAGCGCACUGUGUUUCCCAGUGGGGGCAUGACUUCCGUCCUGACUACUUGCGUCUGGGCGCCCUGCGCUCCCGCCUGUCACACACCCCAUGUGUGGCUCUGACCGCCACAGCCACCCCACAGGUCCAGGAGGAUGUGUUUGCUGCCCUGCACCUGAAGCCUCCAGUAGCCACUUUUAAGACUCCCUGCUUCCGGGCCAACCUCUUCUAUGAUGUGCAGUUCAAGGAAUUGCUCUCUGACCCGUACGAGAACCUAAAGGACUUCUGCCUUAAGGCUCUCGGGCAAAAGGCUGAUAAAGGGUUUUCAGGCUGCGGCAUAGUGUACUGCAGAACCAGAGAGGCUUGCGAACAGCUGGCAAUGGAGCUCAGCUACCGGGGUGUGAAUGCCAAGGCUUACCACGCAGGGCUGAAGGCUCCUGAGAGAACACUGAUCCAGAAUGAGUGGAUGGAGGAGAAGGUCCCUGUGAUUGUUGCCACCAUUAGUUUUGGAAUGGGAGUGGACAAAGCCAAUGUCAGGUUUGUUGCCCACUGGAAUAUUGCCAAGUCUAUGGCAGGGUACUACCAGGAGUCUGGCCGAGCUGGCAGGGAUGGAAAGCCUUCUUGGUGCCGUCUCUAUUACUCCAGGAAUGACCGGGACCAAGUCAGCUUCCUGAUCAGGAAGGAAGUAGCAAAACUCCAGGAAAAGAGGGGGAACAAAGCGUCUGAUAAAGCUGCUGUCUCAGCCUUUGAUGCCCUGGUGACCUUCUGUGAAGAACUGGGGUGCCGCCACGCAGCCAUUGCCAAGUACUUCGGUGAUGCGCCCCCCACCUGCACCAGAGGCUGUGACCACUGCCAGGACCCCGCAGCCGUGCGGAGGCUGCUGGAUGCCGUGGAACGCAGCAGCAGCUGGAGCAAGACCUGCAUUGGGCCCUCCCAGGGGAAUGGCUUUGACCCUGAGCUGUAUGAGGGAGGCCGCAGGGGCUAUGGAGGCUUUAGCAGGUAUGACGAGGGCUCUGGAGGCAGCGGGGACGAGGGCCGAGAUGAGGCCCACAAGAGGGAAUGGAGUCUCUUCUACCGGAAGCAGAUGAUGCUGCGAAAGGGCAAAGACCCCCAGGUAGAAGAAUUCAUACCCCCAGAUGACGACUGUCCCCUGAAAGAGGCUUCUAGCAGGAAGAUCCCCAAGCUCACUGUGAAGGCCCGAGAGCACUGCCUGCGGCUCCUGGAGGAGGCGCUGAAUGGUAACUGUCAGGCUGCAGGCACCACAGAGAGAGCUGACCUCCGGGCCAAGGCUGUGGAGCUGGAACAUGGAAUAUUCCAGAACACCAGGGUGGCCAACCUGUACAAGGCUAGCGUCCUGAAGAAGGUGGCUGAGAUCCAUAGAGCCUCCAAGGAUGGCCAGCUUUACUCCAGCAUGGGAGGUGGGGCCAAGAGCUGCAGUGCCCAGGCUGGGGCCCCAGAGCCCAGUGAAUACGACACCCUGCCGGCCUCCCAGGUGUACUCGCCCAAACCCAAGCGAGUGGGAGCUGGCUUCCCUAAAGGCUCCUGCCUGUUCCAGACAGCCACCGAGCUGCUGGAGAGGACUCGGGCCGAGGUGCCAGUCCCCCAGCCUGUGCAGGGAGGCCAGCAGGAGCCCCCUGGGCAGCCGCACGGCCUCCUGGAUGAGCCCAGAGGAGCAGCCCCUGCAGUGAGUGCUGAGAGGGGGCGGCCCUCCCCCGAGAAGAAGGCCAAAGACUCCUCCAAGGGCAGCCCCUUGGCCAAAGCCCCCGCCAAGAGGAAGCAGCAGCUCCUGGCCGAGGCAGCCCACAAGGACUCUCAGAACAUCAUGCGCUUCUGCAAGAGGGUGGAGAGCCCACCAGGCCCCCCACCAGCCCCAGAGAAGUGCCCAGGGGACGAGGGAGCCCCUGGGCAUUUGGCCACCCCUCCGCACACUGAGGAGCCUGCCAGCGAGGGGCCAAGGGCCCACCGAAAUGGUGACCAGGUGCCCCCCGGAGCCCUGCCCACACCUGCACAGGAGACCCAGAGGGGCAAGCGGCCCAGACCCCAGCAGGAGGACCCAGAGGGCCUGGCUCGGAAGAGGCCUUGCUCCUCAGCCCAGCCCUGUGUCACUGCUGAGGCCGUGGGCAGCGUCUCAGCCCAGGACCUGGAUGCCUUUCCCUCCACGGCCCGUGGCCCCUGCCAGCUCCCAGUGCCCCGCGUCCCCCUGAAGGAGGCCGCCAGCAUUGUGGUCAAGUGUCUCACUCCUCUCUACAAGCAGGGCAAGUUUGCGUCCAAGGAGCUGUUCAAAGGCUUCGCCCGCCACCUUUCACACCUGCUGACCCAGGAGGCCUCCCCAGGAGGGAGCUUGACAGAAGAGGCCCACCACCUCAUCAGGCAGUUCUUCCACGGCCGGACCCGGUGUGAAAGUGAUGCUGACUGGCAGGACCUGCGGGGCCCUCAGCGAUGA